Medicago truncatula (barrel medic) is the source of this 475-nucleotide messenger RNA. Its product is annotated as defensin-like protein 183. Bases 32 to 421 code for a protein of 129 amino acids. NCBI's taxonomy places the organism in Eukaryota, Viridiplantae, Streptophyta, Magnoliopsida, Fabales, Fabaceae. The record is from RefSeq and is a predicted model, not a curated record. The transcript has 2 exons.
UGCAAAGAAUCAUUGCUUAAGGGCAAACCAAAUGUCAAAAUCUUUCAGUUUCUUUGCCAUAUUGACUUUAGUUGUUGCAGUGCAAUUAAUACAAGUUGAAGGUGUUUGCACAAACGUUGUGGCUAAUUGUGUUGAUAAAGAGGUACAUUGUCCACAGGUGUGUCAAGACUUUGGAAAAGGUGCUAAACCUAUAAGCACGAAUUGUGACUUCUACAACUUAUGCACAUGUUCUUAUGAACAUCCAGUAACAGGACAAUUUGGAGUUAAUCAAUGCAGUAUUGGGAUGGGACUAUGCACUAGUGAUUGUAGGAAUGAUUGUUGUGAUAAAAGGUGUACUAGCAAAUAUCCUAAGUCAGGUGUUGGGUUUUGUGUGCAAGACUAUGGUCUCGACUAUUGCUCUUGUACCUAUAGACGACCUUGAGUUUGUUCUUAAUUGAAACAAAAUACAAUAAACAAUAUGCAUGUCUAUGUCAAA